AUGUAUUUCGGUGUUCCAUCACUGUCACCAAAGCUUGCAACUGUGACAAGAAACUGGAAAUGCUUAGUGUAUAUGUUUUUGCUGUUCCUGAGCCUUUUUGAUAGUGCAUCUGGGGCGUGUCCUUCAGCUUGUAUCUGUGCCAGUGACAUUGUAAGCUGUACAAACAAGAAUUUGUCUACAGUCCCUAAGAGCAUUAUCAAAUUUAUAAAAAAACUGGAUUUAAGCUAUAACAAGAUUGGGUUUUUGGAUGCAGACUGGUUUCCAGUGCUGUUUGAUAAAUUGCAAACUCUAAUAUUAAAUCACAACACUAUUAACAGCAUUUCUACAGGAAGUUUUUCAACUCUUCCAAAUGUGAGGCACCUUGACUUGUCAUCAAAUCACCUAAGGACAUUGAGCAAUCCCAUAUUCCAAGAACUCAAAAUGUUAGAAGUUCUUCUACUUUACAACAACCACAUAACUCAUAUUGAUUCUUCUGCCUUUGGAGGACUACACAAUUUGCAAAAGCUGUAUCUAAGCAGUAAUUCCCUGACACAUUUCCCAGCGGACAUAUACACUGGCAGAAACAAACUCACAGAACUCAUAUUGUUGGACAUUUCUCAUAAUAACUUGCAAACAUUACCAGUUCAACAAAUCAGUUUAAUUUCAGCUAGACAACUUAGUGGCAUUUACCUCCAUGAGAAUCCAUUUCUUUGUGACUGUUCUCUAAACGUAAUGUUAAUGUUUUGGUAUCAUAGACAUUUCAGUCCGGUUGUGGAUUUUAAAAAUGAUUUCAGCUGUGUUAUGUACAACUCUAAAAGUGACACAAAACUACAAUUAAUUCAAGAAAGUUUUCUCAAUUGCUCAGAGGGAGCUGUCAAUGGUUCUAUUCAUGCAUAUGGACUUCUCUAUGAGGCACAGGUUGGAGAAAGACUGGUGGUUCACUGUGACAGCCGAAUAAUAGACUUGAGCACAGAGUUUAUUUGGGUGAGCCCUGAUGGUCGUACUCUGGAACCCUAUACCACUACUGAGAAUUAUCGUGUUUUCCAUAAUGGGAGUUUAGAAAUUGAAAAUGCCCAAAUUGAGCAUUCAGGAUUAUACUCAUGUACUGCAAUGAACAAGAAAAAACCUUUUAAUGAAACCAUAGAUAUUAGAAUAAUGGUGAGCAAUUUUACAACCACCAAAUCUCAGGCUCACGAAGCUUUCAAUACUGCAUUCACUACACUUGCUGCUUGUGUAGUCAGCAUUGUCUUAGUACUUCUCUACCUUUAUCUUACACCAUGUCGUUGCUGGUGUAAGUCUAAAAAACAUCAAAGAAAACAGAAUGCAAGCAGUGCCCACUCAUCCAUUUUAAGUGGCACGCCAUCAGAUGAACCCCCUUCUGAAAGGAAAUCCAGCACUAACAAACGAGUAGUGUUUCUGGAGCCGGUCAAACAGGCAGAUCAUGGACAAAAUGGCAAAGUAAGACUGAUCCCUUCUGAUAAUCUCACAGCUGAGAGCAUCUUAAAAACAAGCAGGUCAAAAUCUGACUCUGAUUCUGUCAGCUCUGUUUUUUCUGAUGCCCCUUUCAUUGCAUCAGUGUAACCAACUGCACCUUUUUUGCUUUUUCCAGCUAGAACUGUGCACUGAAAGCAACAAUAACUCUUAGUAUAUCAUUUAAAGCAAAUGCCUUUGUUUAUCAAACAUAGCAUACUCAUCUAUAAUGUUUAAUGAAUGUAAUACAAUUUUAGUACACCAAAACAGUACACUUAAUUCAGGAAUUACAGUAGAAAUAUAUAAUAUAUCUACCUAGUUUUUGUUAAAUCUAAACAUUAUCUUCCGUUAUAGGAAGAUCAGUUUUUGUUCAGGAACUAUAGGAGUGCCACUCUGUAUUAGUUUGAUCUACAACCGAUCUAAGAAGAUCAUUGUUGAUCCUUUUAUCUCAUAACCCUUUAAAUAAAAUAUUAAUGCUGCAGAAUAUAACAAUAUUUUGCUAUGGGAUUUGAGGAAGGAGGCAUAUUUUUAAACUAAGAAAGAUGCAAGAUAUUAAUAUUUUUCGGUAGCAGCAGGUCAACAACACAUUGCAGACCAAAGUCAGAUAAUAGGUUAAGCACAAAUGUAAUUUUAUGGUAUUUAAUACAUUUCAUAUACAUAAUAUAUGUCUAUUAUAUUUGUGUAGAGUAUUGGUCAAUAAUGUAUAUGUUUAACCCCCUACAGUCUUUAGAACACAUUACAAUUAGCAAAGCAUUAUCUAUUUUAUUUAUAUCUGUUGAAUUUUGCAAAAGCAACAGAAUAUAUUUUCUUAUACUUUUAUUAACUGUUUCUAAGACUUAUAGAAAAUCAUUUGCUAUGCAAACUGAUUCUAUAAAAUAUAAACAUAAUGUGCAGGCAAUGAAUGACAUAACUAGAAAAAGAGGCCCUGCAAAGCUAUUUUUUACUUGUUACAAAAUGUUCAGCUUUACAAUAUUCAGUACCGAAAAUGCACAAUCUCAUGAGUAAUUUAAUAUAGUUUAAUACUGUGUUUUAGGUAAUCAUUAAACAUUCUUACAGUUUGCAUUAUAUCUACAAGUUUAGCCUUUAAUACCGUAGAUGCUGUAACAUUCAGGCUGGUGGUUUUAUUAGAUGAGUAUUUUGCAAAUGCUGAUUGGCAUAUGUGAAACAAAUGUUUGUAAAUCUGUUUGCAGCAUUAGAAGUCAUAGAUAUAAAAUGUAUAAUGUAUGUUCUGGUAACCCAAAGCUUUUUGAAUUAAGACCCCCAUAAAUAUAAAAAUGCAUUGUUUUGGUGACGUAGGGAAAAUGUAUCAAUCAUCAUUAUAUUCCAACUUGUGAAUUAUUGAUUAACAUUACCCAAGCCAAUUCCUAUGAGACGUGAGAUUUAGCAUCACAUAACUGUGAUGUUUUUAUAAUGUUUCUGUUAGUUGAGAUUUUUUUAUAAAUGAUCUGAACAUCUAAAAUAUAUGUUAAUCUUGACAACUACAGAAUCAAUUCAAACUACUGUUUAUUCCAUAAGGUAAAUAUAACAUAUAUUUUUUUUAUUAUUAUUAUAAAGGAAACAAAUUGUCCAUUUUCAGGUUAUUCACAAUCAUUUUUAUUUGGGAAGGCAAUAGAUGCAAUCUGUGAACUGUCUAUAAAAAGUUAAACUCAUAUGUAGAUUUGCUGAUUAGGAAAUACAAUUAUUAAAUGAUUAAUAAUAAUAAAAGGGUUGGCUAAACUGUA
Messenger RNA from Bombina bombina (fire-bellied toad), 3170 nucleotides. RefSeq names its product adhesion molecule with Ig like domain 2 (gene AMIGO2). The coding region runs from base 1 to 1560 and encodes 519 amino acids. Gene Ontology annotation, biological process: brain development. Lineage: Eukaryota; Metazoa; Chordata; Amphibia; Anura; Bombinatoridae. Gene Ontology annotation, molecular function: protein binding. The transcript has a single exon. The record is from RefSeq and is a predicted model, not a curated record.